AUCUUCUGUAGCCACACCUUGAGACAACUGUAGGAAGUCUUUUUUUGCUUGUCAGCCCCGGCGGUUUAUCAAAUGCAGCAUACAAAACCUAUUUGACACUGUUUGAACAUACUUGUCUGAAUCAUCAGCCGACACUGAAAAGAAAGGAGUUGGAGGAAAAGUUUGUUCCAUACCGCAAAACAGGCUCUGAAGAAUCAAACUGGAUGAUCACAAACAGGAUUCUCUGGAAUAUCUGUAUGGUUCUAUUCCUAUAAUUUCCUAAUUCUAGAACCCUGCCUCAUUCUAGAACCCUCCCACUCCCGUACUGUACUGCAGGUGAAGCCCAUCCAGGACCCAGAGGAUGAGGCGUGUUCAGGCCCUCGUCAUCAUGGCCGUCCUGUGCAGCCUCUUCUUCAUCUUCUUCUACUCUUCACUCAACCUCCAUCAGGCCCACACACACAUAGCUCUACUGGAGGUCCCAGCCAACACCAGCCCAGAGGACAGCAUUAGAACACACUACCCCAGACUGACCACCACCAAGGCCAGUAAAACCCUUCCCUUCAAUAAGGAGGUAAAGAGAAGUGUCCCUGUUCAGUUCACUGUUCCACCUCCUCCUGAUGUCAACCAAGCUGCUGUCUCUGCUGCCAUCAGGAAGGUCAUACCUCAGAGCACAGCCUAUUGGAACCGUCUAAUGUACUCUGGCCUCAGACGACUGGACCAGGGGGGGAACUCAACACGUCAGGAGGCUCUGGACUGGUCCCGUUGCCGACACAACCCCAAGCAGCCCCUGACCAACAUUCAUGACCUCACUUCUUAUCCAGAACUCCACCAGGACUUCGUGCAUGGGAUGGAGUGUAGAAACCCGCCUAUCCUGAUCGACCAACCGGAGAAGUGCACCUCGGAGGACAGAGUGACCUUCCUCCUCUUCGCCAUCAAGUCGACCCCGAGGAACUUUGAGCAGAGACAGGUGGUACGGGAGACGUGGGGGCGAGAAGCGGUGUACGGAGGAGGGUUCAGAGUUCGUACCGUGUUCCUGCUGGGGACCACCACCCCGGACGAGCCCAACCUGAGCCAGCUGCUGGGGUCUGAGGCGCGUCACCAUGGCGACCUCCUCCAGUGGGACUUCCAUGACUCGUUCUUCAACCUCACUCUGAAGGAGCAGGUGUUCUACAGGUGGGUGCUGAGCAACUGCCCUAAAGUCUCCUUUGUCUUUAAAGGGGAUGAUGACGUCUUUGCCAACACUGAAGCCAUACUGGGCUACCUGCAGUCCCUGGAGCCUAACAAGGCCUCCAAGCUCUACCUGGGCCAGAUCAUCUCUACCGCUAGUCCCCUCCGUGACGCCAACACCAAGUACUACAUCCCUCUGACCUUCUACGACGGGCCUUACCCUGCGUACGCUGGGGGAGGAGGCUACCUCUUCUCUGGGUCGUUGAUCAGACCACUUUACAGCGUCUCCAAGUUCCUCCCUUUCUUCCCCAUUGACGACGUCUACACUGGGAUGUGCUUCAACGCACUGGGAAUACUUCCAGAGGCACACGAAGGCUUCCAUACGUUUGACAUUCGUGAGCAGGACCGGAAUAACCCGUGUGCUCAUAAGGAUCUGCUGCUGGUGCACCAGCGGAGCCCUCAGCAGAUCAUGCGACUGUGGAGUGGUAUACACAACCCCCUGCUUGUAUGUUGAGGGCUAGGGCCUCACUAAGCCUUGGAGGUGGUAGACGUUGACCCCCUCACCACUGACACAGGGUCAGAUGUUAAAUUCCCAAUUUCCAUCCCCCCUGUUCAUAUGCUGAACUAUGGUUGCACAUUUUCGGGAACUUACAAUAAAUUCCCUGGUUUCCCAGAAAUCCUGGUUGUAGGACUCCGGAUAUCCUGCUUAUUCCGGGAAUCCGCCAACCGGGAUUCCGGAAAACCAUGGAAUGUAUUCAAAGUUCCCCUGAGUUUUGCAACCCUAUUGCAGCUGAACACACAACCCCCUGUUCAUAUGCUGAAUGGCCUGAUUGAGCCAGAUGUAAUCCUUCCACCCUCCCUCCCUAAUGGGAUUUGUCAUCAUCUGAUCUGAGAUAUGUGGUUAGGGCAACGUCUAGCUUUUUAGCUUCACUCACUCAGGGAUUAUUUCCACAACUAGGGUUGAAAAAAAUCCAGUAACUUUCCCAAAAUGUUCAGGUUUUCCAGAAAUCCUGGUUGGAGGAUUCCACAUUUCCUGUUUAUUCCCUCCUGUUUCUAGGAAUCUUCCAACAGGUUUUUCUGGAAAACCUGGGGAUUUUGGGAAAAAGUUACCAGAUUUUUGCAAUCCUAGGCACGACACUGGCUGACCAAAGAUGCACUGGAAAUGUUUCUGAAGACAUCCUCAGCCCUUCUGUUUCUGCAGACAUACUCGAUUACCAGUUAGAGGUUUAUAUGUAAAUAUGUUUGAUAAUGCUGGAGGUGAUUUUAACUGAACUCACAGGAUAGAAUAAAUGUUUUCCAUGAAGUACCUGUUGACGUCUGUAGUUGAGCCCAGCCAUCCCCUCUUAUUGCUGAGUUCUGUGUCUGCAUACUGUAGUAGAUCUAGAUCCCAACUCCAGUCCUCCAGUACCCACAGCCAUCCCCUCUUAUUGCUGAGUUCUGUGUCUGCAUACUGUAGUAGAUCUAGAUCCCAACUCCAGUCCUCCAGUACCCGCACCAGCACACCUUUUUGUUGUAGCCCUCGACAAGCACACCUGAUUCAACUUGUCAACUAAUCAUCAAGCCCUCAAAUCAGGUGAGUUUGUCCGGGGCUACAACA
Messenger RNA from Coregonus clupeaformis (lake whitefish), 2743 nucleotides. RefSeq names its product UDP-GlcNAc:betaGal beta-1,3-N-acetylglucosaminyltransferase 2, like (gene b3gnt2l). The record is from RefSeq and is a predicted model, not a curated record. Lineage: Eukaryota; Metazoa; Chordata; Actinopteri; Salmoniformes; Salmonidae. Bases 341 to 1660 code for a protein of 439 amino acids. Gene Ontology annotation, molecular function: protein N-acetylglucosaminyltransferase activity. The transcript is spliced from 2 exons. Gene Ontology annotation, cellular component: membrane.